Phasianus colchicus (ring-necked pheasant) is the source of this 4488-nucleotide messenger RNA. RefSeq names its product transmembrane protein 267 (gene TMEM267). The record is from RefSeq and is a predicted model, not a curated record. Lineage: Eukaryota; Metazoa; Chordata; Aves; Galliformes; Phasianidae.
GGGGCUCGCCGUGCCCCGUGCCGGAGGGGCCCCGCAGCCCGGUGUUGCGGAUGCGGCGGCGGAGGGCGGGGCUGCGACCGUAGCGCUCGGACGGGAGCCGGGCGAGGGCCGCGUCCCGCCGCCGCGUUCCUCUUGGCGUCUGUGUCGCUGCGUUGUUGCCCGCCGGACGGCCGCGUCCGCAGCUGCGGGUGGCGGAGGGCGAGGUGCGGAGUGCUGCUGUUUCCCGGUGGUCGCAGUUACGAGGCGUGCUGACGCUUUGUCCGCUUUUCUCUUCGGCCUCCCUCAGCCCUGUGAGCCCGGCGUGCGUCGGCGCGGCGCACCGCGCGCGUUGUGCCGGCAGCCGUCGCGGGUGGCUGGGUGCUCACAGCUGCUGUGCGGGACACUGCGCGGCUUCGGCUCGUGUCUUCAAGGGCAUGAAGAAACUGGUUUUGGUCUUUCCUGCAUUGGACCCAACUGGAUACAGCAACUCCUCCCUACUGACUGCACAGACCACAUUUUCUACUGGAAAUAAGUAACUGCAAAAAUGUGUUGUCUUACGCCCAGGAACUGAAGAUACAUAGGACAAUGCACAGUGGUGGCAUUUUGCAUGCUGUCACAUGGUUUUUGCCAUGGCAUCUGAGACUGAAAAGGCCCAUGCUCUUCUCCAGACUUUCAGCGCAGCUUCAGUUAUUUCUAGCCUAGGUUUGGGAAUAUUCUGCUUUGCAGCAGACAGACUGCUUCAGGUUUCCUUUGUUCAGCAGAAUGACUGGCUCCGAGCCUUCUCUGAUAAUGCAGUGCACGGUAUACUGGGAAUGUGGUCCUGGGCCAUAGUGAUUGGCCUCAGGAAGAAAAGUGACUUCACUGAAGUUACGCUGGCUGGCUUCCUUGCCUCUGUCAUUGAUGUGGACCACUUCUUACUUGCUGGCUCCCUGUCGUUAAAGGCUGCUCUGAGUCUUCCCCGGAGACCACUCCUUCAUUGUUCUACUGUGAUUCCUGUUGUGGCUCUGACAUUAAAGCUUAUUAUGCACCUCUUUAGGCUUAAGGACUCGUGGUGUUUUCUUCCUUGGAUGUUGUUUAUAUCCUGGACUUCUCAUCACGUCCGUGAUGGGAUUCGUCACGGCCUUUGGAUCUGCCCAUUUGGAAAAACUCCUCCUUUGCCAUACUGGCUCUAUGUGGCAAUUACAGCAUCUUUACCUCAUCUAUGCUCAUUUAUUAUGUAUUUAACGGGAACUAGAGAAUUAAUGUCUAUAAAACAUGGAAUCCACAUUGAUGUAUAAGGAUGAUGUAUCUUAGUCUUCUGUAACGCACUUGAAACAGGCUGUGUUUGUCACUGGAAUGGUUUUCUUAUGUUUCCUGCGAAUUUCAAGUCAGGCAUUUGAAGCCAGUAGAAUUCCUAUGUCAGUUCCUUGUGAUCAAAGUAACUUGUCCCAUUGAUGGCAUUAACAUUUCAUAUCUGUGCAUUCCCCUUGUAAAUUAUCUGCUCUUCCGUUACUAUUCAUAUAUAGCUAGCUUUUAAUGAAGUACUGAUUAAUGAAGUACUUAAUAUCACUGUAGUAAUUGCAUUAUAUUUUGUUGGUGCCAUUCAUUUGAUCACCAUACAUUCUAGAUUUGGAGUCUUCCUACAUUUCAUCUAGAUAGCAUUUGUAUAGUACUUUAAAAACGAAAAGUUAUGUAUAGAUGCUAAGUACUUGAAUUUUGUAGUUCAUCACACUUCUGAAAAACACCAGUUAGGCUUUUGAAGUAAGUUAUUUGUUUUCCUGCUGGGCUCUGGUAUUCAGCAGUUUUAAAAGAAAUGCUAUUUGUAUUUCAAAACAUAAAGUUGUGGGUCUACAUCAGUUUGAACGCUAUUAUAAUACAGUGUUUAUAUAAAUUCUGUUCCACCAUUGUUAUUUGAUACCCAUUUGGCAGAUGGUUACUGAUUGCUAAUAAUUAGAAAGGGAGAAGACAAUAGUUACAUUAUUAUGUGUGUCAACUGAAGUGCUUAAUUUAAAAUACAUUAAUUAUGAAUACUUAAAUUGAAGGUAGGGAAUUUAAGUAAAUAUUUAAGGCGUAUGUAGGGGAAACUUGUUUGUUAUACUAAAAUAUAAGCUUUAAGAAGAUUCUGAAAGUUGCAAGAAAAAAAUUGCUUCAAAUUUUGAUUAAAGACCUUACUACUCUACUAAAAUAUAGCAUUUUCCCUUAGGUGCAGUAUCAACCUUACUGCAAAGUAAAAUGCAUUAUUGUUACAGUGAAAUAGAACUUCCUCAUAAGUAAGUUUCUUAAAGAAAAAUAUGAGUAUGUUGCAAGUUGAUAACAGUAGCUAUGAUUAUGCAGCAGGUGCUUCACUACUCGCUAAGUAAAGAAUUUUGCCCUAACGUCUAAUCUAAAUAUACCUUAUUUUAGUUAAAACCAUUCCCCCUUGUCUUAUCACUAUCUGCCUGUCUUAAAAGUCAAUUUACCUCCUGUCUAUAGGAUUCCUUUAAGUACUGGAAGGCCAGAAGGAGGUCUGUUCUUUAGCGUCACUGGUUUUGACUUGGGUCUUUGGUUGGACCAACUUUACAGGAUUGUCUUUUCCAGUCCUGAACGAUCACCUCUCAUCUUUCCAUCCCCAGAGCUUUGUUGCAUAAGGGACACCUGCGGGACAAGAGGGAGACGAUGACUCCUGCUCCCAGUAGAGAGGAGGUUCCAGUUUCCUUCUUCGUGCAUGUUUUUGCUGUUUUUCUCCUCAAAGUUGGAAGCUAGCUUACCUACUGCUUGCAGGGACUUAAGACGAGGUUGUCAGUGUCAUUGAACAAUACCAACAUCUGUCUGAUUCACUAUGCUGCCUGGUGAUGUCCUCACACAACCUGGCCACCUGCUCAGGAAGUUCAUCAAGCUGGGCACACUUGCAGCCAUGACAUCUCCUUCACUCAGGCUCUAGAAGGACUUCCAGAUUCUGGAGUUUGCCACAACUGGAGGUCUGGGCAGAUCUGUCUUUCCUUAGGAGCUCCAUCUGGGUGCAUGCAUCAGCCCAGAAUAGCUGUGGCCCUCCAGCCUGUGUUUCUGCCUGAGCUCAGCCAUGGUGGCAGAUGGUCACCAUGUUUGUUUCAACAGAGUGCAGCUCCCUGCUGUUCUCAGAAGAGAAAGGAGCAGGCUGCCUGCUGGGCUGUGGCCACCCUUCCUGUUUGAACUGCCAUGCAAAUUGCUUUGCCCUGUUUGCUAACUCAGGUAGUCAUGCUUCUUAUUGCUUGUCCUUGGGUCUCCUCAAUUUCAGGGUCCCCCUUCUCACACCAUGAUCCCCUGCUCUACUGUAGAACACACCUGUACUGGAGCUGACUGCCUCAGAAAAUGAAGUCCAGGAUACAUUUGGCCUUCUGGGCUGCAAGUGCACACUGCUGGGUCAUGUCCAGCUUUUUGUCCACCAGGAUCCCAAGUCCUCCUCUGCAGGGCUGCUCUCUGUGAGUUCUUGGUUCGUGAUCCUGGAGUAAUCUUGCAGUAACAUGCAAAAAAACUUGUCUCCUCCUACGCUUCAGAAAUACAUGAUGAAUUAUAAGUUUAUGUGUUCUGUAUUCCUUUAUCCGAAUAUUAGAGGUAUAAUUUCAUAAGCUGUAACCUGCAUUAAGUCAUUAGCCAUGUGUUUCUGACAUGACAUGCAGAGAUACUGGAGGAAGCCUUAUCUAUUACUAGAAAAGGUAAAAGCUAUAGGGACUGAAUUUCAUGAAAGGAUUCAUCAGACUGCAAAGGAAGGUAAAAGUGUUGGAUUAAUCUUAUCAGUCUGAUCUCAGAUAAUACCUGACCAUUUUCAGAUCUGAAAAUCUGGAAGUAAAGCUUCAGUGCCAUGGGUAACCUUCAGAGUCAGCCUUGGAAACAGUCUCACUCAGCUCAGCCUGAGGUUGGCAUGGGAUAGUGUUCCUGACAUCUUGGAGAAAGAGUGCUGUGUGUGUGUGAUGCAGGGACAAGCAGAACAGAGCUGGGCAGUUUGUUUAAGCCUAGAAAAUUAAAUAGAAUAGAAUAUUCUUUCCGCAUCUCACUGCCUUCUCCAUCUUUUCUCCUUUUCUGUUAACCUUGUAUUCUUCCUGAAGUGCAAGAUUUUACAAUAAUCAUUGUGUGGAGUCACAGUUUUAGUGUUUUUUAACUUUAAAGUGCCACAGGCAGUAGCAUACUCUCCAGAGCUUAAAACAUUGGUAACACAGAAAGCACUUGAAUCUUAUUUCUGAGUAGAAAAAAAUACAAGAUUUGACAAGUUUCUGUGAUAACUUAUGCCAUUAGGCUAAUUGGUCUUUCUUACUGAUUUGUUUUGCAGAGCUCUGUAAGACACUAUAGUAACCUUAUGUAAAAGGCUCCACAGCACUAGCCUUCUAUUUUGCAGCUCUGAGAAACACAGAAUAAGCAGAAAAUUGUUAUAGCUGUGAUAUGGUCAUUCAUUGUUCAGCUUCAUUGAGAAGCACCUAGAAAAUGUUUAAUGCAGAGGCUUGGUAUCAGGCAGGAACUUUUAUGUAAGCGCUCACAGAAUCAUAGAAUCACAAGGUUGGAAAGAACCUACAAGAUCAU